Blastomyces dermatitidis ER-3 is the source of this 5266-nucleotide messenger RNA. RefSeq lists its product as uncharacterized. Bases 1765 to 2931 code for a protein of 388 amino acids. The transcript is spliced from 3 exons. The record is from RefSeq and is a predicted model, not a curated record. NCBI's taxonomy places the organism in Eukaryota, Fungi, Ascomycota, Eurotiomycetes, Onygenales, Ajellomycetaceae.
AAAAUAUUGGAGACCCAGGCUAAUGACUGUAACCCAAACCAUUUCCUGACUUAUUUGGGAGGGAUCUUGAAAAGCAAAUGAGCCUAUUGCGCGGGUUAGUUGUCGGCGCUGUUCAACAAUAAUAUUUAAAUAAAAGCGUAGAUUUGUUCUUUGAUUCCGACCUUGGGGAGCUCUGCUCCGCAAUACUCGCAUGUGUCCGCCCCCGACACAUUUCCUUUCUUGCACUUUGGGCAAUCCAUCUUUGCGCACAGGUUUGUUGAUUGGAUUUAUCUAGAAGCAAAUUAUUUAGUCUUUCCACUGGUAAAACUUUUUGGAUUGCAAGAAAAGGGGUUUUAUACAGAUGUUGCUUUGACUUUUCCACUGGCGUUUUGCUUGUAGGUCACUGAGUUGGAUUUUGGAUUGAAAGAUAUGAGUGGUGUAAAUUGCUGGUUAUAUCCUGAUGCUUAUAUAGCCCUGGCUUUAUGGAUUCAGAAGGACGGAAAAAUGGAUGAGGUUGGACCAACUAUCUGAUCGUGUCUCCUAUGGCUUACAUACCCCCUCGAGUUGAUUAAUACCCAACCUCACAAAUACUUUCAGCCUGAACUCGGCAUCUAACCAUACGAGACUGGAUUGAUGCGGCAUGCUUUCGUUCAGCUGGGAAAUGGUCAGGCUGGCUCAAGUAAUUUGUGAUUUACGUCAAAUCAUUGGCGGCCUUGCUUGGUUUGGAAUGGUUUCAGCUGCCGCCUUCAUGGUGAGUCAUAGCAGCACGACAAGCUAGCCAUUUCUCCAGUGCAUGCAUGAGGGCCCGGCGGGGAGCCUGGAAAUGGUGCCAAACACCAUCAAUAUCCGUUGCAAGGCAAGAAUUUCGCCAUGUCCAAGCAACACCUGUUGGAAAUUCUGAGAAUCGAGUCACGAGGCACGAGCAUUGUGUCGACAUCCUGACAGGGUCGUAUGGCCAAUCGACUUUGAAUUUAACUAGAGCCUCCGACCAGAAAGUGCAAGUGUGAUAUUCAGCUCUUCUAAUUUCAUUCCCAUUUUGAGAGAUAUUCAAGUAUACAGCUGUCUAUCGUCGCUUAGCCACCAUGUGCAAGGGAUUAAACGCUUGUAAGUAAGGCCUGAAAUUGUUCGCCUCCUUGGCAUGCCAACCAGCGCCAUGUGCCAAGCAGGAAUUUCCCUUGCUUUCAGCAAGUACUUUCCUAAUACCGUACCCAGAACGAUAUCUUUGCGCUGGACUUUCUCAUGUUGUAGGCCUUUCCUUGGAUGGUUCGUAUAUGUUUUAAGUUUUGUGAGAAUAAACAGAAUCGCGCUGCUCAGCAGGUCUUCUCUCCUGAACCAGCUGCCGCCGGUUCUUGGCGGCUAAAGCUUAGGCUGCUGUUUGGGCCUCGAUUCCUAUUACGGAUAGUCAGCAUCUCGAGCUAAGACCCAAAUCACUUCUCGCCGAUCCAUGUCUUAUUCCUCUCAACAUUGUUGACCUCAUCCACUCGGAAUCAAAUGUCAUUUAUCGUCAUUUCAGAGCAUCACAGAUGUGAUUCCUCGCCGCAAAAUUUAUAAACGCAAGCAUACAUGUUUUGGGCGUUCACAUAGACGACCGAAAGGCCUCGUGCUUUUAAACCCAGGGUCAAAAUUUGACGGUCAAAGUCAUGGGGUGAACAGUCAAAGGAGGCAAAAUCGGGCAAUAGAGUCAAACCGCAGCCAGAUCUGGAAAGUUCAGACCGAAUCUGGCCAUGCGAAGGGUCAAAGACGCUGGCAAACGGCACGGCAGAUUAUCUCACACAACGUGUCCUGAUGACUAGCCGAGUUGACUUUGACAAUUUUCAGUUAGUGCCAUCGAAUGCUGCGUAUUUGGACCUCAGCCAAGAGUGGAGUUGCGCGUCGGCCAAGCAACUUUUACAACUACGUGCUAGGGUCACCCAUCGGCAGAGCAUUUUAAUGCGGCUCAGCGGUGACAUCAAGGGCUCCGAGAAUACCAUUAAAUCAUUCUUAUCUAGCCUGAAUGCCGGACCUACUUGCUCCGCUUUGUCCGAGGAUCUUGCGGCUCUAUAUCUUUCACAGGCGAUGAACCACAUAUACAACUUUAAUUUUCAUGAAUCACAUAGAGAAGUUAAGAAGUGGACGCCUAAUGCAUCAGGAGGGCAGGAGCGCCUGCUUUGGGACCUGAUACUUUGUGUCGGCCGCAUCAUGCGAGGAGAAGGACGGUUCGAAGAGUCGAAGAUUUGCUUUGACACUUGUCUUUCAACUCCGGGCCUGCGCGAAUCUAAACGUCUCCUCGUUCGAUCCGCUCUUGCCGAUCUCUACUGUGAGCUGGACUAUCUACAGAUGGGGAAGCAGAACUUUUGUCUCUCUCAGGCAAAUGCAAUGGUGGAAUUGGAAAUUAAAAGAUUAAGGCUAUCGUCCGGUCAGCACCGCAAAGGAUUUCGGCGCUUACUUCUUUCCCUAACGGAGGUUAGAAUCAGGCAGGGACGGCACCGAGACGCUGACCUCUUGACCAGAGAGUUGAUAAUUAUUUAUGACAACAUCAGGGAACCGGACAUCGUGGACCGACUUGGCCAUGUCCGGGCGCUCAUUGCCUUUGCGCGUCUCGCUCCAUCGCCCGAGGAUGCAUUGAAGAGGUGGAAAGAUGUUCUACUCUGGAAUAAAUUCUACAAUCCUUUAGAGGAAGAAGUUUUCACCUGCGGUGUGGUCUACCUAUUUCUUUGCAUUACAUGGUACAAACUUGGUGAUAUUGACAAGAGCAAGCAAUGCCUUCAAAACGCGGUGCAAGUGAUUGAGCGGAAACAGCGUCAGUUUUUAAUCCCGGGGAUCGGGACCUAUCUCUUUCAUGAUGUGUGUGAUCAGGUAUAUUCUGAGAUAUGGCGGUUGGGAGAUUCCACAGCAGCGUUGCACAGCCGACUCCAGCGAUGUCUAGUCUACCCAACAGCCACCGCGCCAGUCGCAGUAAACAGGACCGGCUAACGACCUGGUACGUCUUCGCUCUCGGGUUUGACUGAUGAACGAGAUGUCGACCGACGGCGUUUGCCUGGCAGAAUAAGAAGAUAUUCAUGGCCAUCCAGCAAGUCCCCCAGUGGCCACUGCCAGGUUUGCCGAACUAUUUCCAACGCUUUUUGCGGUUAUGUUGUCCUACGCCGGAGGGUCAAUACAGCCAUACGGCCGGGCGCAGCGUCACGCCAUAUCGGCCGGGAACGGGAAGGGGAAGGGGACCUACGGCUGGGACUUGUUUCUUUUCCCCUUCAUAAACAUCAGAGUCACCUCCAUGACCAGAACGUGACGCCCUGGUUCCUCCGGAUUGGGGAUGACACGGAGCACCACGUCCCGGUACCGCAGAGCGUUGUUGGAGCCCCGAACGCAGCCGCUCUCGAUGAGCGCUCCUGGACGAGAAGACGUGUAGGCGCCAUCAGCAUCAGCAGCGGCAGCUGCACUGUAUACCGCUCGUGUGGGACCGCCGACGUGUCCAAGCACCAGUGGUAGUGGAGGACGGACAGCAGAUCCUCAACGCUGAGGGUGGGCUUGCAUUCGACCGAGAGAUCUAGGCUGUAUUCAUCCGUCAACGGUCCCAGGAUAAACUACAUGUGUGGUGAGUGCCAGUUAGAUACGGGAACAGGAGGGCCAGGAUAGUGUGGUGGGACUCACCUCACUGACCUGCUCCCCAACAAUCUCAUCCAUUUUCUUUCCAGCGACUCUCUUGUAGAGCAAUCGGAGGAAUUUCCACUCCACCCAGAUAGUGCUCUGCUUUGUGACGUUGAACUGGCUCAAUCGCCAGUUGGCAUAAUGUCUAAAGUUCUCACCUGCACAUGUGGUGAGAUAGACAUUGCUGUCCACCCCGUCGAAAUUGGUCUAAUGUCUCUUGUGUUUGCCUUCUUCCAUUCACCAUCUCGAUGCUCAAACACGGAAGUCUUUUUCUGAAUGGCCUUUAGAUACUCGGUUCGACAAUCACUGAAGAACUCUCUCAAAAUUUCUGGAGAUCGGCCGAAGCAGGAGACGGACACCUCUUCUCGCUCGCCGGAGCUGCUGUCUUUCUGUUCACACCGGAGCCGGAGCAGAUGGUUCCCGUACCAAAAGAAAAACGAACCAUUAUAAGGUGAAAAACGUAAAGGAUUUUUGGCAUGCGCAUUUGAAUGGUCAUCGGCAUAUCCAACGCUGACAAUAGAGGAGCGAGCCUUGCGCGCGAAUGGCUGGUCCGAUACCCAGGUUUUAAGCAUAUCAUGUGCUUCGUCGUAGUAAAGGACGUUUGUUAUCGAAGCUUUCGAUUGUCAGGAAAGAGCAUCACUACAAGAAGGGUCACUAACUGAAAUGGAUCUCCACAAUGUCCGUCAGGUAACGGUACACAUAUCUAGCCAAGAGCAGGAGCGCCCCGCAGAGGCACAGCAGGUGGGCGCUGUUCAGGUUCCCAGCUAGGACCUGUCGUAUGGAUGCGGAGAUGGCGGUAAAUCCGGGGAGGAAGAUGUCCACAAUGGAGAUUUGAGAUGGGAAAGUGUGAAUUGGCAAAGAACCAGCACCGUUGAAUAUGUUCAUUCUGGAAUGGGUGGGGAGGCUGUGGGUGGAUUCCUAAACAGAUAGUAUGUAUGACGUGCGAUGGUUUUGGAGCGAUUGAUACACCAUAAGUGAUCUUCUUGUUUGAUAGAGAAAUGCUGAAACCAGAGGGUUUUGUUUACGAUCUACUGAUAGCCAGGGAGAACUCCAUUACCUCAGGAUGCGGAAUCUCGCCUGUUAUAUGCUGUUGUAUUGGACCACGCACAUCCAUCCACCUAGUCGAGUCAAAAAGUUCCGUGCAACUUGAGAAGCCGGGAUACGCCGUUCGUAGCAGCCUAGACCGCGCGAGGCAUAUUGUGCUGUACAAUGUAAAUAUCCACUUUUGACCUCGUGGUACUGCUUUCAUGGGGAAUUGUCCAAGCACACAAUGGGAUUUUGCGAAGCCCUGAUGCCAGGGAUUCAUUUUUGAUAUGGAUGGACAUUACAAGUUUUCCCGCCUUGUUAUGUGAUAUCGGUAAUGCUCUUCUCUAUGUUUUCAUGCUCUUUUCUAUAUGGUGUAUUUGCUCUUCCCCCUCACUCUUUUGUCUCGGCUUUGUUUUCCUUCGAAUAACCUUAACCAGUAUAUUGUUUCUACCCAUGGAGAGGGAUAUAUAUACCUCUCCUUUUUGCAUGUUUAUAUUUACAUACUAUGUAACUUAGCAGAUCGGCAGGAUGUUACUUUAACUCUAAGAUCACACUAAAUAGAUUUAUCUCUAUUGAGGUUUCCGAGUUCAAAUUGGGCGAUUGUGUCAUCAUAUGCCUUAAUAAUAGGAUCGUAUAA